AUGAAAAUAUUCUCCAGUGCAACAGAUCAAGAAAUUUUAAAUUUAAAAACCCAUAUUGAGCGAAAUUUAAAGUCGUCCUGUGAGAGUGAUCGAAAACUUGUUGUGGAUGCCUUAAACGUUUUAUAUACUGGUAUCAGUAAUUUGUGGUUAGGAUCUGGAAUUGAUGAUAUCUUGAAAAAAUCGUUAAAAAUGUUUAACAGCGUAUUGCUUAUCAUUAGAAAAGGUGGUGACACGAGUCGUGUGUGGAACAAGCGUGAUAAGUUCAUCAACUCUCGUUUAUCAGCAUUUUUUUGUCACAGAAUGAGCAGUGAUGACUUAUUUGUAUUGUUAGCAGCAAUGGAACUCGGAAUGAAUACCUACUUUUUGACUAACGACUCGUUUAUGAAUCAUCGCCAAAUGUUGUCCCCGGCUGGUCAAUCAUUAUUUGAUAAAUGGGUAGAGAAGAGAGCAGUUCGUCUUUAUGGCAAAGAUAUAGUUGUUAGUUCGUAG
Thelazia callipaeda (thelaziosis nematode) is the source of this 489-nucleotide messenger RNA. The record is from the annotation of a GenBank genome assembly. NCBI's taxonomy places the organism in Eukaryota, Metazoa, Nematoda, Chromadorea, Rhabditida, Thelaziidae.